AUGGAACAUAGUGAUGGUAUAGAGGUAGAUGGUUUGGGAAACACUAUCAAGAAUGUUACCCAGUCUGUUGAAUCUUCCAAGUAUAUCACAAUCAAUGACUUGCCUAAUGAAAUAUUGAUACAGGUGUUUUCUAACUUAGACCCUAUACAGUUGUGCUCGAUGAGAUUGGUUUGCAGACACUGGAAUCAUGCUGUGCUGGAUAGAUCUACGUGGAUAAAGUCCUUUGGAUUAAAGUUUGGUACCAGACUGACAUUUCCUAGUGUAAGUAACUCCAAGCUUUGGAUACUGGAAUAUUUAUACCGGUUGAAAAUGUACAAGAAGUGGAAGAAAGCCAUAGCAACACACAAGAACUAUCAGUUAUUGAACAAUGAAUAUGGGUUGGUGGAUUUUGCCUUGACAAAUUUUGCCCAGGAUAAGCUAUUGACGUUUGCAAGGAUCAGUGGAGAUAUUUCGAUGUGUAAUUUGAACAAUGGUAAGAACCAAACGUUCAUACCAGGGAAUCACUUAUUAACGCAGAUAACAUGCUACUCAGUUAACUGGACUUAUUUGUUAGUUGGAAAAUUGAAUGGAGAGUUGUUUUUAAAGAAUUUGAUAACUUCUACCUCAUCUGGUUCAAACCGGUCAUCGCUUAUACAGUUUGAAGAUGAACAGGGUUCUCGGGACGAUACAAUAACUGGAUGUUGUUUGAACUACCAUUUCGACAAACGUAAAGAGAGUAUUGAUUGCAUUUCUACUACAAUAAAAGGAAGCGUGAAAUGUUGGAAUUUAGGUGGGAAGCUACUUAAGAAAGUGAAAUUAGACGAACCCAUAAUAGCAGUCAAGUCAGAUUUUAAGAAUUACAUUAUAGCACAAGGACAAGAGAAGACUUUUAUAGUUCACUUCCGUACAUUUGAAAUCAUCAGCAUCGAUCUUGGUAUUUCACUCGAAAAUUUUGAGAACAGCUUCGUUGAUGUGGAUUAUGGUGAUUCAAACAUCGUUAUUUGUUAUGAGUCAACAAUUAAGGUGGUCAAUUUUAAAAACUUAGGAAACAUAAGACUCAAAGAGGUUAUGUUACCUAGCGAUGUAAGUAUUCUUGAAAGCAAAUUUCAAACUGUACCGUACAAUAAAUUGCACAGCAGAGAUUCAGAAAUUGCUGGUAGUGACGGGCUAAUGUGUGCCAACAUCUUAUCAGAUGAUACAGUAAUAGUUUGGAACAUUAGGGAACCGGCUACUCAAAUCGUUCCACAGUGUACAAUUACACCCAUAUUUAACAAGCAUCAUCCUGCAAUACCUAAUGAUCGUACAUACGCUACUUCAAUCGCAUUAAACAGUUCAAUUAUAGCCAUAGGAGGAUACAAUGGGUUUACUAAUUUAUACAACGUAUUUACAGGUGACUAUAUAAGAGAGUGCUCCAUUAAGUUUCCAAAGAGACUUAGCCACAUGUAUCUGCAUACCAUUCCUAUAAAGGAUAUCCAGUUGAAUGAUAGUCCCACAGCAUCUAAUGGUAUAAUAAUAUGCGGUGAUGCGAUUCAGUACUUUCAGUUUGGUGAUCCAAAGCAACAGUCAACUACCACGGCUAAAAAGAGGUUGAAUGUGGGGCCUUCCAACAAACAGGUUGUUCAUCAAAAUAUCAAAGACGAAAUAGAUGAUUACGAAAAUUUACAGGAAUCUAAACGCAAAAGAGAGUUACUUUUUGCAAAGUACAAUGGUGACAAUUAUGAUGAUAAUGAUGACGAGCUUUCAAUAGCUAUUGCAAUGAGUGAGAGUUUUCAAAAUUCCAGUGGUUCUAAUGUAGGAAGUAUUGAGAAUGAUGAAGAUGCCCAGCUCAAAUUAGCAAUUGAACUUUCAAAAUCAACCGAGACAGAGCCGGUUAAUGAUGACGAUUUAGAGCAGAUAUUAAGGCUAUCAUUAAUAGAUCAAUAG
Molecule: messenger RNA, 1902 nt
Organism: Debaryomyces fabryi
Lineage: Eukaryota; Fungi; Ascomycota; Pichiomycetes; Serinales; Debaryomycetaceae
Product: SCF ubiquitin ligase complex subunit
Exons: 1
Coding region: 1-1902 (633 amino acids)
Biological process (GO): SCF-dependent proteasomal ubiquitin-dependent protein catabolic process
Cellular component (GO): SCF ubiquitin ligase complex
Molecular function (GO): protein binding
Source: RefSeq, a predicted model, not a curated record